AUGGCUUGGCGUAACCAAGGAAUAACUGGCUCCAACAACAUCCCGCUUGGUCGACGACGCAUGGGCGGCGACGAUGGAGAGGAGGAAAGUCGCACUGCGACCCCUUCUUCUAUGCCCUCUUCGUCUAUGGGUCCCGAUGGCCCAAAGCGUGGGCGCAGCCCUGUUCAAGCCGAUCCAGGUCCCCUGAACACCGAUGGCGAUGGCAAGAGGCGCAAGAAGCGCAACCGCUGGGGUGACCAGCAAGAGAACAAGGCCGCCGGUCUUAUGGGCCUGCCGACUAUGAUCAGGGCGAACUUUACCACCGAACAGCUUGAAGCUUACACACUUCACCUUCGUAUCGAGGAAAUUAGCCAGAAGCUUCGAAUCAACGAUGUUGUCCCCGCCGAUGGUGACAGAUCCCCUUCGCCAGCUCCCCAGUACGAUAACUUCGGAAGACGUGUGAACACUCGCGAGUACCGUUAUCGCAAGCGUCUCGAGGAUGAACGUCAUAAACUGGUCGAGAAGGCCAUCAAGACCAUCCCUAACUACAACCCGCCUUCUGACUACAGACGCCCCACCAAGACCCAGGAGAAGGUCUACGUCCCCGUGAAUGACUAUCCAGAGAUUAACUUCAUUGGCUUACUCAUAGGACCCCGUGGAAACACCUUGAAAAAGAUGGAGACCGAGUCCGGUGCUAAGAUUGCCAUUCGAGGCAAAGGCUCCGUCAAAGAAGGAAAAGGUCGAUCUGACGCCGCUCACGGUAGCAACCAGGAAGAAGAUCUUCACUGCCUGAUUAUGGCGGAAACCGAAGAAAAGGUUAACAAGGCCAAGAAGCUUAUCCACAAUGUCAUUGAAACAGCCGCAUCUAUCCCCGAAGGCCAGAACGAGCUCAAGCGCAACCAACUUCGUGAGCUGGCUGCUCUUAACGGUACCCUUCGCGACGACGAAAACCAGGCUUGCCAGAACUGUGGUCAAAUCGGACAUCGCAAGUAUGACUGUCCCGAACAGCGUAACUUCACUGCGAACAUCAUCUGUCGUGUCUGUGGCAAUGCUGGCCAUAUGGCUCGCGAUUGUCCUGAUCGCCAGAAAGGCAGUGACUGGCGCAACGCCGGCGGCGCGGACAGACGUGGCGAUCGUGCUGUUGGCGCUGGUGAUGCCGUGGAUCGCGAGAUGGAGCAAUUGAUGAACGAGUUGUCUGGUGGUGCCCCUGGCGAAUACGAGCCCCGUCGCAUUGAAGCCGGCCCUGAUGGCGAAGGCCAUCCUGACCGUGAUUCGAAGCCCUGGCAACAACGGGGACCACCACCCCAAAGUGAUGUGGCUCCAUGGCAACAACGCCGCGAACCUCGCCCUCGUGAUGACUACGGAUCUCGCGACAACUACGGAUCUCGCGACAACUACGGAUCUCGCGACAACUACGGAUCUCGCGACAACUAUGGAUCUCGUGACGAUUAUGGAUCUCGCAACCAGGGCGGUCCUGCCCCCUGGGCUGCGCAGAACCAACCCCAAGUCCAACCCCAAACCCGCGACUACAAUUACGGAUCUCAAGGUGGUUAUGCUGCUCCUGGUACUGCCCCAAGUACUGCUCCUUGGCAGCAACAGGCCCCUCCUGGCGGACAGCAGCCUGCCUAUGGUGGUGGAUACGGUGGAUACGGUGGAUACGGUGGAUAUGCGGCUUACCCUCCUGGCAUGGGCGCUCCUGGUGCUGCCCCUCUUGGUGCUGCCCCUCCUGGUAUGGGCGCGCCUCCUCCCCCUCCUGGUAUGGCUCCAAUGUACCCUGGAGGUGCUGGCAGCCCCCCCCUCCGCCUCCCCCUGGCGAUGCCCCGCCUCCGCCCCCUUCAAGCGACCUGCCUCCCCCACCCCCACCUCCCCAGUGAUGACCUCGCCUCCCGGCGAGAAAAUAAUCUCGAUGAAAAUCGUUUUUCCAUGCGUGAAGAAAUUUCCUAUGGUGGCUUUGAAAGACAAUUCGACCAGGAUUGA
Molecule: messenger RNA, 1956 nt
Organism: Penicillium verrucosum
Lineage: Eukaryota; Fungi; Ascomycota; Eurotiomycetes; Eurotiales; Aspergillaceae
Gene: bbp
Product: putative zinc knuckle transcription factor/splicing factor MSL5/ZFM1
Exons: 7
Coding region: 1-1956 (651 amino acids)
Biological process (GO): regulation of mRNA splicing, via spliceosome
Cellular component (GO): nucleus
Molecular function (GO): zinc ion binding; mRNA binding
Source: RefSeq, a predicted model, not a curated record